Protobothrops mucrosquamatus (brown spotted pit viper) is the source of this 3079-nucleotide messenger RNA. RefSeq names its product scaffold attachment factor B (gene SAFB). Gene Ontology annotation, cellular component: nucleus. The transcript has 21 exons. Gene Ontology annotation, biological process: regulation of mRNA processing; regulation of transcription by RNA polymerase II. Lineage: Eukaryota; Metazoa; Chordata; Lepidosauria; Squamata; Viperidae. The record is from RefSeq and is a predicted model, not a curated record. Gene Ontology annotation, molecular function: sequence-specific DNA binding; RNA binding. Bases 1 to 2802 code for a protein of 933 amino acids.
AUGGCGGAGGGGGCGCAAGGGCCGGCCGGGCCCGUUGGCGAAGACGAGGCGGCGGCGGCGGCAACAGCAGCAGCGGCGGGGCUCGCGGCUCCUUCUGCGGGCGGCUCCGGGACGACCCCCGCGACCUCGACCCCUCGGCGGCGCCUGGGCGACCUGCGGGUGAUCGACCUCCGGGCCGAGCUGAAGCGCCGCAACCUGGACACGGGCGGCAACAAGAGCGUCCUUCUCGAGCGGCUGCGCAGCGCUAUUGAAGAAGAAGGAGGGAAUCCUGAUGAGGUUCCCAUGGCCUCAGAGAACACUAGCAAGAAAACCCCCAAAAGAUCUAUAAAAGGACGUAAAUCAGAAGAAGAAGGGGGCGAGGACAAUGGAUUGGAAGAGAAUUCCAGAGAUGGACAGGAGGAUAUUGAAGCAAGCUCAGACAAUCUGCAGGAUAUCGACAUGAUGGACAUCAGUGUGUUGGAUGAAGCUGAAAUAGAUAACAGCAGCGCCGUGGACUGUGGCGAUGACUACCGGUCUGAAAGCAUUCUUGAUCCCGACAAGGACAACCUGGACAUGGAAAUGAAAGAACUUCCAGAGCAGCUGAUGGAAAGCGAGGAGAACGGUGAUGAACUUGAUGACCAGCUAGAGGCUGCUUCCCCUGACUUGGCUGAAAUGAAGGAUUUGGAAGAGCAACAUUCCGAACCAGAAAAUGAGAAAAUGCUCGACAUUUUGGGUGACACUUGUAAAUCUGAGUUCCUUAAAGAAGAUGCGUCUGAAUCGGAGCAGGCGCAGGAAGCAAAUGAACCGUUCCCGGACAAAAAGGAAGACGACGAAGACGCGCUGGCUGCCAGCACCCAGUUGGACGAAGACCUUGUAGAUACAGACAGCCAGUCAGGCCCGCCGGCGGCCAAGAGCCAAGAGGACGAAGCCAAGCUCUUAGUGGUAGCGAAAGGGGAGCCCAGCGAGCAGACAGUUGAGGAAGCCAAACCGGACUCGGACUCUUUAGCGGUAGAGAGCAGGAGUGGAGGUGGAGGUGGAGGAGGUGAUGGUGAUGAUGAUGAUAGUAGCAGAGAAGCUCAAACUCUGGAAGCCAGUAGUGAGGCAACCGCGGAAUCGGACACAGGUCCCCAAGUGGUUAGUCCAGAGGCCGAGAAGAUGGAAGUGAAGGCUAAUGUUGAGGAGGAGCCCUCUGCCACUAGAGAGCCCUCUGCCCAAGAGGGUGGUGAUCAGAACACGAGUUCUGAGGAAUCCAAAGACCCCAAACAGGCUACAAAAGAGGAAAAAGGUCACAGUAGCACUAGCACCGGUCGGAACUUCUGGGUCAGUGGCCUCGCUUCCAGUACCCGAGCAACUGACCUGAAGAAUCUCUUUAGCAAAUAUGGGAAAGUGGUUGGUGCCAAAGUAGUGACCAACGCUCGCAGCCCCGGUGCUCGCUGUUACGGUUUUGUGACAAUGUCCACAGCGGAAGAAACUACCAAAUGCAUUGCUCAUUGCCACAAGACGGAGCUGCACGGCAAAAUAAUCUCGGUCGAAAGAGCAAAGAAUGAACCUGCCACAAGGAAGCUUCUGGAUAAAAAGGACAGCGAGGGGAAGACCGAAACGUCAUCUGCCGAUAAGAGUGCCAGUGCGAAAAAGAAUGAAAAGGCUGAUUCAAAAGAAGAUAGUAGCAAAGCGGAUGAAAAGGACGAAAAGGGGAAAGAAGAACAGAAAGCUGGAUCUGCCGAUCAAUCUAAGACUCCCAAAUCAGGGGGCAAAGGGACGGAAAGAACCGUGAUAAUGGAUAAGUCCAAGGGUGAGCCAGUUAUUAGCGUGAAGACCACAUCACGAUCAAAAGAAAGAAGCGAGAAGAGCCAGGAACGCAAGUCGGAGAGCCGAGAAAAGAGCCGAGAGCGACAAGGCGACGUGCCGUUCAACAAAGGCAGAGAAAGGCGACCGAACGAAGAACAGCACCGCACCGGCGAUCGUCGAGAAAGACAGCGCUUACGCCUGCAAUCCCUCUGGGAGCAGGAGGAGCGGAAGAGGUUGGAGAUCACCCGGGAGAAGCUGGAGUUUGAACGGGCGCGCCUGGAGCGGGAGCGGAUGGAGCGGGAGCGCCUGGAGCGGGAGCGGAUGUACAUUGAGCACGAGCGGAGACGCGAGCAGGAACGGAUCCAGCGGGAGAGAGAGGAAUUGCGGCGGCAGCACGAGCAGCUGCGCUACGACCAGGAGAGGCGCGUGGCCCUGCGGAGGCCGUAUGACAUGGAUGGGAGGAGGGAUGAUCCCUACUGGCCCGAAGCCAAGCGGAUGGCAAUGGACGAUCGUCACCGUUCCGAUUUCGGCCGCCAGGAUCGGUUCCAUGACUUCGAUCACAGGGAGCGUGGGCGGUACCAGGGCCAUCCUCUGGACAGGAGAGAAGGGUCCCGGGGGAUGAUGGGAGACCGAGAAAGGCAGCACUAUGCAGAGGAACGCCACAGGGAUCCAGAUCGCCACUCCAGAGAAGGUUGGGGCAGCUACGGGUCAGACCGGCGUAUGAACGAGGGGCGGCGAAUACCUCCCCCGUCCCGAGAUGGACGUGAAUGGGGGGAUCACGUUAGAAAAUUUGAAGGCCACCCCGAUCGCUCCUGGCCAGGUAACGAUGAUGGGGGCCCACCAGGACGUGAUCAUGAGCGAUGGCGAGGUGGGGGCAGGGAACGGCGUGGCCACGUAAUGCCGCGAGGUGGAAUGUCUGGGCAAGGAGAUUUCAUCCCAGGCGGCCCGCAGGAACAGACUGUCCAGGGAGAGGGCUUUGCAGGACAAGAGAGGGCGAACCGGCCCAGCGACCCCCGGUUCAGCCGUCGCUAUUGAAUGUUUUUAUUGUUUUUAACUGUACAAAUGGCAACCAAGACUAGGGACAAAGAUGCUCGACACUACGACUCUCAGUGUACCACUGAAUGUGACCUUUAAGUUAACCUUCAUUGUUUCACUUCCUUAGCUCAGUACGUGAAGCCAUUCAUAAUUUUUUUUUUUGUUUUUGUUUUUUUUUGGGUAAUGUGUUUCUGUAGGUGCUGCCGCACAUGCUCAUCCUUUCGAAGAAAACGUGUUUCUUUUACGAGGCAUUCCAUUUUCUAUAAAUAAAAGGGGG